Molecule: messenger RNA, 957 nt
Organism: Lichtheimia ornata
Lineage: Eukaryota; Fungi; Mucoromycota; Mucoromycetes; Mucorales; Lichtheimiaceae
Exons: 3
Coding region: 1-957 (318 amino acids)
Source: RefSeq, a predicted model, not a curated record
AUGGCCGACGAAGUUAUCUUGCAUUGGUAUCCUGCUUCUCCAUUUAGCCAAAAAGUGGCCUGGGCACUCAACUACAAGAAUGUGGAUUACAAGACGGUGACCAUUCCAGUGAUUGAACCAAGACCCAAGAGACGUCCUUUGGAUGGUGGCUAUCGUAAGACGCCUAUUCUUCAGAUUGGCAACCAUGUUUAUUGUGACAGCAAGCGUAUUUUGGACGAGAUCGAGAAAAGAUAUCCCGAGCCUUCAUUGUAUCCCAAGACAAGAGGGGGUCAGCCGUCUGAGGCCCUUGGUAAAGGUCUUGCUCGUUGGUUAGAUUCAACCUUGUUUAUGACCAUUGCCUCGCAAUUUGAUACCUCCCUUUUACCUGAAAAAUUCCUCAAAGAUCGUGCAAGCUUUGCUGGCCAAUCCGCCUUUUCGGGUGAUCCUUAUUUGCAUUCUGAAUUGUAUGGUCAGCUGGAACUUGCACAAAAGCUUGUUCCCACCACCAACAACAAUGAGACCUUAUGGAUCCUCGACACGCCUACUUUGUCCAUGGCCGAUUUGCAUUUAGCCAUGGAUAGCUUUUUUGCUACCAAUGUAUUGGGUGGUGACUUUAUUGAACGCUUCCCUCGUCUCUCUGAGCACAUGGAUCAAGUCGUGGCAGCCAUUCAAUUUUCUCGGACCGAAGAAAUGCCGGAAUUGACAGCUGAUGAAGCUCUUGCUGUUGCAAAGAAACAUCGUGGUGCUAAUGCUGUUAUUGAGAAUCCAGUGUCAGAGUCCUCCAAAGUGACUGUGGGUCAACUCGUAUCCGUCAUCCCCACCGAUACUGGCAAGGUACCUUCCAUUGGCAAGUUGCUUACUCUUAAUACACAAGAGAUUGUGAUUGAGCAUACGAAUACCGAAGCAGACGUCCAAUCCAUUAUCCAUUUCCCCACCAUUGGACAUGUUGUUAUGCCUGUAGCUCAAGAGAAACUUUAA